UUUGGUUGUGUUGCUUCCGUUACAUUUGGGUUCCAAGACAAGAAAAGCGAAGAAGAAAGGGAGAAGCAGAGGCAACCAACGCCCCCGCCUCGCCUCCACCCAACGCGACGCCGCACCUGCCCGCAAACACCGAUUUUUCCCCCCAAUUCGAUUCGCCUGUCGAGAUCUAGCCGUCGAACCAUCUCCCCCUUCCCCCCCUGGCUGGCUAUGGGGAUCUCCCACCCGCUUUCCGAUGACUUCGCCGUCGUGCUCUCCCCGGACAGGUCGCCUCCGUCCUCGCCGACGCCGCCACCCGACGAGGACUACCUGGAGCACCGGGUUUCUAGGAUGGACACGCUCGCCGGCCUCGCCAUCAAGUACGGCGUUGAGAUAUCUGACAUCAAGAGGGCAAACAGUUUGAUGACUGACAGUCAGAUGUUUGCACACAAAAUAUUGCUCAUACCUCUACCAGGGAGACCCAUGCCAUCCUCUGUGAGGCUCAAUGGUUCUGGUCAAAGAACAAAGAGAGCGUGGGCUCCAAACAAUCAGAAAAACAGAUAUGUAAUGGAUUCACUAGACUCAUCCAAGCACAAGUGUUCUCAGCAGCAGAUGUCAGUCGCGAUGAGCACCUUGCAGACCUACUAUGGCCUAACUUCUCAAAAAGGAGGUAUUACAGAUGGUGGCACUGAGAUGUCCUUGUACAGUAAGGGAAGCUUAGAGCGUAUCAGAAGUGAAACAUUGGACAGUUCCUCUGGAUUACCAGACACACAUAAUACCGACAGAAGCGGGAACUCUGAAGACACGCGUAAUGGCUCUUCAGUAACAAAUGGUGCCGCUGGGACAAACACCAAUGGGACAACCAACUCAAAGCAAGAUGGAUCCAUGCGUCGGCGGCAGAAGGUUGAAGCUGAUCCCCAGGAUGAUGUUUUGUCUGACCCAAUUAAGAUGAUCAAGAGUUUGUUGCCAAGGCCAAUCUCUAGUAUCCGACUAAACAUGGACACAAGCAAUCCAGAUUCCAGCGUGAAGAGCAAUGGUUCAUUUCUGAGUGGAUUUAAAUAUGUGCGGAAGUCGCCUGUCACACCAAACUUUGCAGAUGCAGAGAACGGGAUCUCUAAGUGGUCAAGCUCGGCUUGGACUUUCAACCACGAGUCCUUCACACGGCCAUUGCUUGAUGGUCUUCCAAAACCCACAGCACCUAGGAGGACCAAAGCUGCUUUGGAUUAAACUGUGGCUGUUGUAGGUUCCGUUUCUCUGCGAUAGUCCCAACAUUCAUAUGCCAAGAAAGUGGGGGCUUUGUUUUCAGAGUUUUAUUUUGACCAUAGAGCAUUGGAUUUGCACCCGAUGAGAUACUGCAUUCUUCAUUGCCCCGAUCUUACAUUGCCUGUGGUAAAAUACAGAGCACAAUGCUUGCCAGUGCCAUGGGAGCAGGCGGUGGUUCUGGUAUAUAUACAAGUGCAUAGAUAUAUUUGUUGUAUUCUUUAUCCUGCUGUGUAGAUGAUGUGCUGCUAUAUGGAAACGACAGCACGGAGUUUACAGACAGAGGACCUAUAUAUGUACACUCGCGUACAUUUUAAUCGAGGCAUGCAGUUGUGUGUGUCGCAGCAAGUGCUAAUUCGAUUACCCUUUCUGUUAGUAUUAAUUAAUGUCAUUGUUAGUUUGUUCCAUAUAUAUAUCAGAAGAAGAUGGGAAUGUCAGGUAGUAUAUACUAUAUAAUACUGCCGCCAAAGGUAACCAGGGAUGAAU
Molecule: messenger RNA, 1722 nt
Organism: Oryza brachyantha (malo sina)
Lineage: Eukaryota; Viridiplantae; Streptophyta; Magnoliopsida; Poales; Poaceae
Exons: 3
Coding region: 208-1203 (331 amino acids)
Source: RefSeq, a predicted model, not a curated record